Messenger RNA from Alternaria metachromatica, 1533 nucleotides. RefSeq lists its product as uncharacterized. NCBI's taxonomy places the organism in Eukaryota, Fungi, Ascomycota, Dothideomycetes, Pleosporales, Pleosporaceae. The transcript is spliced from 2 exons. The record is from RefSeq and is a predicted model, not a curated record. Bases 1 to 1533 code for a protein of 510 amino acids.
AUGGUUCAGGAUGUCUUCUCGCUGCACAACAUCGUCGGCCGCGACGAGACGGCAUUUCCGUUUUCCCUCAAGGACUACCAGAAAUAUGUGUUUGGCGACGACCGACUAGCGCAUCGCUUGGGCACGGACCUAGCUCGAGCCUUCAUUCCCACCAUCUCGAACCCUACAGACGACUUCGCAGUUGCCGUGCUAUCCGAAAAAGUCCCCACGGCCACGCAUAGCCUGCGCAACCACUUUGUGGCUUACCUCAACCGGCAUCUGAUAGCGAAUAACGCAACCCCGGCCCUCAAAAUCGAUUUUCACGAUGCGGGGGUGAACGCACAUGCGCGGAACGGUCCGGAUUGCAAGAAAAAGAGCUCAUAUCACAUCGAUGUGGAACGCCUGGGGAGCAGGACUCUGAUUGUACUGGCUGAAAUCCGAACGAGCCAAGACCGCGAAGACCGGAUACGAUCGUCGUUCGGAGAGCGUGGCAUAACCACUGUCUUCGCCUAUCUUGCAUCCCUGAGCGGCUCCGCGACGACUGCAGCGAUCUCAUCUUUCUUGUCUCAAGUCGUCAGCCCAUCCAUGAGAGAUAUCGAGGACAUUGCGCAUGCCACCAAAUUCGUCAUGAACGAAUGCUUUGUUCAAUUCGUACUGGGGAGGGAGUACGAGGAGUUCUGCAAAUUCAUAAGACGACAAGACGAUUACUUUGCGAGAGAACUGUUAGAUCACGCUAUUGGCGGUCACUACUACAACAAUGAGGAUUACGAACAUAAUGUAAAGUUUCUGAUAUGGGAGACCGAGGCGCGGGAAAGCCUCCACAUCCUCGUAGCCGUAAUAGUCACCCUGUUCCUCUUCGAAAUCACCGUUCGCCUACCCUUCCUCCUCGCACUCACCUUCGCAAUUCCCUACGUGCACAUGAUGCUCACACCAGAGAAAUCCACACUCCACUCCGCAACAUACGAGUGUGACUCAGAAGAAGGUCUUUACCGUCGCUCAUCCACCUUCUCAAGUGCCCCCGGCGAGCCUGUCGCCCAGUACAAAGCUCCAGCAACAUUGGGCCCAAUAAACAUCACCUUCCCCGGAUUAACACUCUUCUUGCCAUCAACAUGGUUCCCAAGUGCAACAGACUCUGAAAGAUCCAGAAGAGUACGCUUACACACCACGUACCGCGAGUCAGCAUACCAACCCCGGCGCACAUUCGGCGAGGCAUUGGGAGACACUGGACCCAGGCUAUUCAAGAGGUGGGGUGCGUUUGCACUUGAGACUUUGUGCUUUCAGAUUACUUCUCGUGUCAUGAUGCGUAUCGCGCAGGCUGCAUACGAAGCUAUGUCUGGCGAAGAGGUCAAUGACAACUUCGUGCAUAUGUACGUCAUGCACGUUCUACGCUUCUACAAAGACUGGACUGUGGGGAUGAGCUCCAUUACUUGGUUUGUCAUCAAGAGGAUUGUUGGAAAGACGUUGCUGUCGCUGGGGAAACAGACUGUGAUGGCCGCUGGCGGCGUGAAGGACACAGGGUUGGAAUAUGAAGAUGUGAACACAGUGCAGUUCUGA